AGGCAGGUACCAGCGGCCGUGCCCGCCCGGCCUCCCUCCCUUCCUUCCUUUCUUCCAGCCAAAGUUCAACAUUCAGCAGCAGCAGCAGCAGCAGCAGCACCAGCAGCACCAGCAUGGUCCCGGCGUACGGCGGCAUCAUCACCUCCUCUCUCCGCUUCUUCAGCGCCGCUCUGCUCAGGGCCUGUCGCCUGCACACCAGCGCGCCCAGAAAUGAUGCGGUGGUCAUCUCGGGGAGAAGGCUGGCCAGGCAGAUCCGGGGAGAAGCCAAGCUCGACGUUGAGAACUGGGUGGCUGAUGGGAACAGGAGGCCACAUCUUAGCGUUAUCUUGGUGGGCGAGAACCCAGCCAGCCACUCCUACGUGAAGAACAAAACCAAAGCUGCUGCUGACGUGGGGAUCACGAGCGAGACCAUUCUGAAACCGACGAGCAUCACCGAGGAAGAGGUCCUGGAGUUGAUCACCAAGCUCAACAAUGACAGCAGAGUGGACGGGUUGCUGGUCCAGCUUCCUUUACCAGAACAUCUCGAUGAGCGCAAGAUCUGCAACGCCGUGUCUCCCACGAAAGAUGUGGACGGGUUUCACGUCAUCAACGUGGGCCGCAUGUGUCUCGACCAGAACUCCAUGUUGCCCGCCACGCCCUGGGGCGUGUGGGAAAUCAUCCAGCGCACAGGAAUUGCGACCCUCGGGAAGAACGUGGUAGUCGCUGGGCGGUCAAAGAACGUCGGGAUGCCCAUCGCCAUGCUGCUUCACACAGAUGGCGGGCACGAACGGCCAGGAGGUGAUGCCACUGUGACCAUCUCCCAUCGAUACACCCCCAAAGACCAGCUGAGGGAGCAUACAAAGCUUGCUGACAUUAUUGUGGCCGCAGCAGGUAUUCCCAACCUGAUCACCGCUGACAUGAUAAAAGAGGGAGCUGCUGUCAUUGAUGUUGGCAUCAACCGUGUACAAGACCCGGUCACUGGCAAGCCCAGACUUGUGGGGGACGUGGAUUUUGAAGGGGUGAAGAAGAAAGCCAGUUUCAUAACGCCAGUGCCAGGCGGGGUUGGCCCCAUGACGGUGGCUAUGCUGAUGAAGAACACCAUCAUAGCAGCCAAGAAGCUUCUGAAACAGCGGGAGAACUGAGCACCUUGUCGCCCGGUGCCCGCGCGGUGGAAUCGGGGCCCGCGGCCCCUGCUGAACAUUCCGAUGUACUUGUUUGCACCUCCCCGUAACAACGGCUGACAGCUGAGCAGUUGUUUCUUGCACUGUCCUUGAGGGAAUUGUGUUUUCCUGUUUACAGUGAUUGUAACUUAUUUGGGAGGACCUCGCUCCAGAGGUUAAGGAAUGUGCAAUUUUUAAACGUUUGUAACAAAGAGGCUUCCGGCGCCCACGCUAUUCUCGGCCAAUUGCUCGAGAUGUUCCAAUGAGAUGGGGGGGGGGGGGGGAAUAGCUUGUUUUAUCACCAGUUUGUUUUGAAGUUAUGGUGAGGAGACCAAAGUGGAGGGAAGGCCCAUUAUGCUUUGAAGGCUUCAGUGUCGGGGAAUCCGACGCGAUCCUCAAUGUGCAUCUCUUUAGGAAUGCCGUUAAGUAUACAUUGGCAUAAAAUAUUGGGAUCUUGCAUUGAAACGUUAAAUUAUCUUUAUCACUUGGCAGGAACCUGGUUUGGGGCCAGCGGAGAUGAAAUGAAGUGAGUGUUUGGAGUUCCGAUCUUGUGGUCAAUGCAGCCACAUGUCUUAACAGCCCAUAUUAAAAGCCACCCCUUGAGGUUGGAGAUUAGAUAUAUUAACAUUACAGCUCUUUGGUACACGCUGCAAUGGGAGCUUCUAGUGUUGGCCGAAGACCAAACGCUUCUCCUCUCCUGUUUAAGAAAGAACUGCGGAUGAAGGUAGACAUAAACGCUGGAGAAACUCAGCGGGUGAGGCAGCAUCUAUGAAGCGAAGGAUUUAGGUGACGUUUUGGUUCGAGGCCCUUCAUCAGACUCCGUCUGCUCAAAACCGUGCAGGCUGAGGAAAGCUCGAGAGUUUUAAACAAAAGCCGCCCCUCUGUCCCAGAAAGGCCCAUUGGCGCAGUGGGCUGCAGUCGUCCUCGUGUUUCUUGUUGUCAACUGAUGUUGUUGUGGCGCUUUUCACUUUGUCGCGCCAGUUGAAAGAAAAAACUGGGCCUAGUGGUCGGACGGGGCAGGGUUCACUUGCCAUAGCCGUCGAUCGAUUGUCACCACCAUUAUCGCUGAUCGAUAGUCAACAUCAUCAUUGCCAACGCCAUUAGCGUUGAUCAAUAGUCGCAAAGGGCGCCGAGCCUACAGGUUUGGCGGCCGAUUUGCGGGAUCGUUAUUGUGUUGACUUGGCGACUAGGCCGAACACUCCAGUAAAAACUGAAACCUCAUCGCUUUUGUCAUGUGUCCAAAUAUUGGCAAAGCAUAAUGUUUGACGUGCGUUGUUACGGGAAAUAAAGCUGUUAACUGUUCUAAA
Messenger RNA from Amblyraja radiata (thorny skate), 2446 nucleotides. RefSeq names its product bifunctional methylenetetrahydrofolate dehydrogenase/cyclohydrolase, mitochondrial. The transcript has 8 exons. The record is from RefSeq and is a predicted model, not a curated record. Gene Ontology annotation, biological process: tetrahydrofolate interconversion. Gene Ontology annotation, cellular component: mitochondrion. NCBI's taxonomy places the organism in Eukaryota, Metazoa, Chordata, Chondrichthyes, Rajiformes, Rajidae. Gene Ontology annotation, molecular function: methylenetetrahydrofolate dehydrogenase (NADP+) activity; methylenetetrahydrofolate dehydrogenase (NAD+) activity; methenyltetrahydrofolate cyclohydrolase activity. The coding region runs from base 114 to 1121 and encodes 335 amino acids.